GCAAACUUAUUUUCCGUCAAAAUUCCGAUCUUGCAAGAGUUAUUCGGAUCAUCCCCAGAGCCCUAAAUCCCUAAAAAAUUCCGAUACCCUAAUUAGAACCCCAAAUCCUUUUGUUUCCGAUCCUAACGAAUUUUCGAGCGAUUACAGCAAAGUAUGGGCAUAAUAAAAAGCUGUUUUUCCUUCAUCGCAGGCACAGUUUGCGGGAUUUACGUUGCCCAAAACUACAACGUUCCGAACGUCAAGAAGCUUGCCGACUCCGCCUUCUUCAUAGCCAAGCAUGUCGAGGAGAAUUACCGCAAGCCCAAGAACAAGGAUGACGAUUAGAUCCAAAAUUCCAAGAAUCAAUGGAAUCAACAGGUUCGAUGUUGUUUUUCUCUGCAUUAGUUAUGGAGAAAAAAGAGAAUUCCUCUUUUAGGAUCAAAUAUGAUUUCGGGAUUUGCAAAACAAAAAACCACUAUAUUUUUUCCCGUAAAGUUGGUGUUUGAUUACAACUUGCAAUUGGACUCUUAUUUUCACUGUAUGUUUUUGUGACUACAUUGAAUUUGGAUUUGUUCGUUGUUGAGGAAUGAAUAAAACAGGGCUUAUUCA
Molecule: messenger RNA, 588 nt
Organism: Hibiscus syriacus
Lineage: Eukaryota; Viridiplantae; Streptophyta; Magnoliopsida; Malvales; Malvaceae
Exons: 1
Coding region: 154-324 (56 amino acids)
Source: RefSeq, a predicted model, not a curated record